CCACUACGAUUUCACCCCCGCUGGCCGAGGGUCCUUUUCAACUCCCGCUCGACGAAGAAAGCGGACGGAUAGCGCUUUUCACAGCAGCCAGGGUUCUUAACUUGUCUCCGUAGUCGGAAUACGCAAGAUAGGCACUUCUGCGUCUUCUUUGUCAACAGCCGCCCUAACCAUGUCAGCAAUGUCCGACAUCGGAGGCCAGCUAAACCACCUCCACCUCAACUCCCCCCAUUCCACGCCCUCCCCCUCCGGCCACUCCUCCCCGCACACCCAACCACACACCCCCCAACAACUCCCGCAACCCAUCACCCGCGGCGAUGCCCGCGGUCUCGCCCUCUCCGAUUUCGUCAUGCUCAAAACCCUCGGCACCGGGACGUUCGGGAGGGUGUAUUUGACGAGAUAUAGGGACACGGACCGCUUUUAUGCGAUGAAGGUGUUGAGCAAGAAGGAUGUGGUGAGGUUGAAGCAGGUAGAGCAUAUUAAUAGUGAGAAGAAUAUUUUGUCAAGGAUUGAUCAUCCGUUUUUGGUUACGAUGGACUGCACAUUUCAAGAUGAUCGGAACCUGUAUAUGCUCCUAGAAUACGUCGUUGGAGGAGAGCUGUUUUCGCAUCUGCGGCGGGCAGGACGGUUCAGCAAUGACAUGACACGGUUCUACGCUGCCGAGAUUGUGCUGGCGAUCGAGUACCUUCACAGUAUGGAUAUCAUUUACCGCGAUUUGAAGCCGGAGAAUUUGCUUCUGGAUAAUCGGGGUGACAUCAAAAUAACAGACUUCGGAUUCGCCAAGGAGGUCCAGGACAGGACAUGGACAUUAUGCGGCACACCCGAAUACCUCGCCCCCGAAAUAAUCCAAUCAAAAGGCCACGGCAAAGCCGUCGACUGGUGGGCCCUCGGCAUCCUCAUCUUCGAGAUGCUCGCCGGCUAUCCCCCGUACUUCGACGACAACCCCUUCGGCAUCUACGAGAAAAUCCUCACCGGCCGCCUCAGCUUCCCGCCUUACUUCGACCCCGCCGCAAAAGACCUCAUCAAAAAACUGCUCGCCCCCGAUCGGACGAAACGGUUAGGCAACCUCCGUGGCGGCGCCGAUGACGUCAAGCAGCAUAAGUGGUUUAGGGGCGUGGAUUGGGCGACGUUGUUGGCGAAACAGGUGCCGUGCCCGAUUGUGCCGAGUGUCGCGGGGCCGGGGGAUACGAGACAUUUUGAGACGUAUCCGGAGGUGGAGGAGGAGGAGUCGGAUGGGAUGGAUCCGUUUGGACAUUUGUUUAGGGGCUUCUGAGCACCCAAAAAGUGACACUCUCAAUUCGCCCCAGUGCACCGACAUCGAUCGAAAUAUGCUCCACGCGCUUCUACCCCACAUAUCGCCAGGCGACUUUGAUGUCGGCGACUGGUUGAGACAUGGGGCUGCUGUCAUGAGCGGAUCGGAACCGAUCAAGGACUUAUCAACGCAUUGUGAGAACCCAUGACACACACACCAUCAAACCCACCACCACGCAUCGCACACGCACCACGCACGCACCACGCACCACACAGGGCACA
Fimicolochytrium jonesii is the source of this 1530-nucleotide messenger RNA. Its product is annotated as camp-dependent protein kinase catalytic subunit. The record is from RefSeq and is a predicted model, not a curated record. Lineage: Eukaryota; Fungi; Chytridiomycota; Chytridiomycetes; Spizellomycetales; Powellomycetaceae. Bases 170 to 1270 code for a protein of 366 amino acids. Gene Ontology annotation, molecular function: ATP binding; cAMP-dependent protein kinase activity. Gene Ontology annotation, biological process: peptidyl-serine phosphorylation. The transcript has 6 exons. Gene Ontology annotation, cellular component: cAMP-dependent protein kinase complex; nucleus.